Molecule: messenger RNA, 1278 nt
Organism: Knipowitschia caucasica
Lineage: Eukaryota; Metazoa; Chordata; Actinopteri; Gobiiformes; Gobiidae
Source: the annotation of a GenBank genome assembly
AUGUCUAAAGGUGUUGGUGUGGUGUUGGUGUUGGUGUUGGUGUUGGUGUUGGUGUUGGUUGGUGUGUGGUGGUGUUGGUGUUGGUGUUGGUGUUGGUGGUGGUGGUGGUUGGGUGGUGGUGUUGGUGUUGGUGUUGUGUUGGUGUUGGUGUUGGAGGUUGGUGGGGUGGUGGUGUUGGUGUUGGUGGUGGUGGUGUGGUGGUGGGUGUGGUGUUGGUGUUGGUGUUGGUGUGGGAGUUGGUGUUGGGGGGUGGGUUGGGUGGGUGGUGUUGGGUGGGUGUGGGGUGGGGGGUGGUGUUGGUGGGGUGGGUGGUGUGGGUUGUUGGUGGGUGUGGGGUGGGGGGUUGGUGUGGGGUGUGGGUGGUGUUGGGGUGUGGGUGGGGGUGGUGGGUGGUGGUGUUGGGGGGGGGGUGGUGUGGUGUGGGGUGGUGGGGUGUGGGGUGGUUGGUGUUGGUGGGGGUGUUGGGUGGUGGGUUGGUGGUGUGGUUGGUGGUUGUGGGGGGUUGGUGGGUGUGUGGGUUGGGGGGGGGGUGGGGGGGGGUGGGGGGGUGUGGUGGGGGUGGGGGUGGUGGGGGGUUGGUUGGUGGGUGUUGGGGGGGGUGGUGGUGGGGGUGGGGGGGUGGGUUGGUGGUGGGGGGGGGGGGUGGGGUUGGGUGGGGGUGGUGGGUUGGGUGGUGUGGGUGUGGUGGUGGGUGUGGUGGUGUGGUGGUGGUUGUGGUGGUGGUGUUGGUUGUUUGGUGGUGGUGGUGGUGGUUUGGUGUUGAUGGUGGUGUUGGUUGGUGUUGUGUUGGUGGUGGUGUUGGUGGUGUUGGUGGUGGUGUUGGUGAUGGUGGUGGGGUUGGUGGUGUUGGUGGUGGUGGUGGUGAUGGUGUUGGUGGUGGAUGUUGGUGGUGUUUGUGGUGUGGUGUUUUUGUUGGUUGUGGUGUUGGUGGUGUGGUGGUGGUGGUGGUGUGGUGGUGGUUGUGUGGGUUGGUGGUGUUGGUGGUGUGGUUGGUGUUGGUGUGUUGGGUGGUGUUGGUGGGUGUUGGUGGGUGGUUGGUUGGUGGUGGUGGUGUUGGUGUUGGUGGUGGUGGUGGGUGUGUGGUGUUGGUGUUGGUGGUGUUGGUGGUGUUGGUGGUGGUGUGGUGGUGGUGUUGGUGUUGGUGUUGGUGGUGGUGGUGGUGGUGGUGUAGGUGGUGGUUGUGGUGGUGGUGGUGGUGGUGUUUGGAGUUGGUGGUUGGUGUCAUGUGGAUGCAUGGGAAUUCUCAGCGGAUUUCCUAACCUUCAGAGCUUGGGCUAA